ACAAAGAAUGCAUUACAUACAGAGUUUAUCUCGCACAUUUUUCUUCAAAAUUGGGAGUAUCGAUUCAAUACAAGAAAUAAUGCUUUUAACACAAUCUCAAUAUGGAAAAUCGAUGAAGAAGCCAAUGAAGAAGAGAUUAUAAAAGAGAAUAGAUGA
This is a messenger RNA of Scutellospora calospora, 156 nucleotides long. The record is from the annotation of a GenBank genome assembly. Lineage: Eukaryota; Fungi; Glomeromycota; Glomeromycetes; Diversisporales; Gigasporaceae.